AUGGACAGCACAAUGUCGGGCAACAUGAGCAUGACCGUAAGCCGAAAACGCAAGGCGCCAGAUGAUGACCUCAGGCUUGAGGCAGCACUCAGCUCUGGCUUGAGAGUUUUACGGCUCGAGGAUGAUCAAGAUCAGGUGAAAGAAGGCGGGCUGCUGACCCUAGAGGGAGAAGACUUUCCGGAGGCUGCGAAGCCCAUACUCAAGCCGGUCAAGUUGCCGUCUGAUGGGCCGAUCAGUCUUCGUCAGUAUGCUGAGAUCUUGGCCAAGACAGAAGCACUGGGAGAGGUCAAGGAGGAGGACGAGGAAGUACAUGAAGACGAUCAAGUCAGGAUGGAGGGAGUUGUGAUGCAUUAG
Fulvia fulva is the source of this 354-nucleotide messenger RNA. RefSeq lists its product as uncharacterized. NCBI's taxonomy places the organism in Eukaryota, Fungi, Ascomycota, Dothideomycetes, Mycosphaerellales, Mycosphaerellaceae. Bases 1 to 354 code for a protein of 117 amino acids. The transcript has a single exon. The record is from RefSeq and is a predicted model, not a curated record.